This is a messenger RNA of Thyridium curvatum, 1671 nucleotides long. RefSeq lists its product as uncharacterized. The transcript has a single exon. NCBI's taxonomy places the organism in Eukaryota, Fungi, Ascomycota, Sordariomycetes, Thyridiales, Thyridiaceae. The record is from RefSeq and is a predicted model, not a curated record. Bases 1 to 1671 code for a protein of 556 amino acids.
AUGGCUGGGAACAGAUGGAAACGGCAGAACGGCUUCAGCAACUCUAGUACCGUUGCUGUGUCGUCCACGUUGUCCUCCACCAAGGACCCCGCCGCUCAAGAGCCUACACUGACAGAAAGUGAUGGCUCGACCUCGAUAUCUACUCCUGGUUCUGAGCCGACUACGACCUUGACUACUACUUCCUCUAGCAGUAGUACCACAACCGUGGGCACCGGUACGAGCCAGAAUGCCGUAACGACGAUAGGGACUGCCCUGCCCCGAAUAACACCUUCGGCAAGCUCGAGUCCGGAUGCGACGACGUCGUCGUCUGGUACUUCCGCUGGCAUGGCAUCUUCGGUCUCGCUCGGGCCCCUUGCGCCGAACUCGCGCACUUCUUCGACGACUAACUCGCCGUCUGUAACAGAGAGCACUACUAGCACGUCGGCCACCUCAUCAAGCUCCCCGCGUGACGCCGUCACGACACAGGUUACUGUUAUUCCACCUGGCCCCGACACGUCUUCAAGCUCAACGGUGACUAGCUCAACGAGCACCGGAGGGGUUACUACUUCCACUACGGCAGCGGCCUCAACGUCCACGAGCGCGACCUCCAGCUCAUCAACCUCGGGAGGACCUCAGUCUACCACCUCGCCUUCCACUACUGCUCCCCAACAGACCGCAUCGACCCCAACGCCUACCGUUCCCGCUGCGACAAGCGAAUCAACCACGCGGCGGAGCCCUGUAGGCAAGGUGAAUACCGAGGUCCCGACGAUUCUGGUCACGAUGCCACCAGCCAAUUCGGCCCUACCCAAGAGCAUAUUCUCGAGCAACGUCGGCUCGGCCAAAGCCAUCCAGAGCAUCUACGCCGGCGUCACGGCAGACACAGCCUGCACCAGCGGCCAGGUGGCCUGCAUCGGCGGGAACUUGAACAUAUGCGGGUCCGGCGGCGUCUUCGCGGUCAAGGAGACCUGCAGCGGCGGCCAGGCCUGCUUUCCGAUGCCUGCGGAUGGGCUUGCUGGCGUGAUGGUCGGGUGCGUGGACAAGACCAAGGCCGAGAGCGUCCUGGGGAUUUCUGAAAGCAGCAGCAGCAGUAGCAGCAUCAGUGCUACGGGCGGCGGAGGCGGCAUUAUCACCGUGACCGAGGCGUCGUCGACUGUCACGCAGACGUUCACGCCCGCCACGACGAGCAGCAGCACGCCCAGGGAGGUGGUCCAGACCAGGACCACUAUGCUGACCAUCCGCACGACCGAGACCAUCAGAACCACGGCCAGCGACCCCGCCCCGCCGACGACGCCUGCUCCCGCCCCGACGUCAACUACCGCUGCCCGCGAGCCGCCCGCGGCGCAGGACCCCAAGCCUACCGGGCCGGCGCCCAACCCUUCCUUCACGCUGGUCAUCACCCCGAUCACUUUCCCUCUCAAGCCCACCAACGCCCCGUCGCCUGCCGGCGGACGGCCCGACCGGGGGGCCCCUGGCAACAACGGCAACGACAAUGGCAACGGCAACGGCAACGAUGACGACAGAGGUGGCGGCGGGAGGGGCGGAAGCCAGGACGGCGGCCCGGGCGGCAGGGUGCAGGCCGCCGCGGCCGUGGUGACGGUGCACGACGCGGCGACGACGGUGCACGAGACUACCACCGUGCGGUAUACCACGACGGCGACGACGACCAUGAGUGUCAGGAUCCUGGGGCUCUGA